AUGGGCAACCGUGAGACCAACAUCAUGGCUACACCAGCCACCGCCGUCGCUAUUCAAUCUUCCACGCAACAAAGCAUGGCACGACGCCUACUGCACCAGGAACUGCAGCAGCUGUGCCAUCCCGGCUCAAGCCCACCAGCAACAAAGGAUGCUACUACUUCUGCUGAUUCUGCUGCCAUUUUCACGCCAGUAACGGUCGAAGGUGGCAGUGGAGGAAACGGGUCAAUCGCUUUUCUUCGCCUCAAGGCGGCACCCCGCAGCGGCGCUGCAGGGGGCAGCGGAGGCCGGGGAGGUUGCGUGCUACUGAGGGCAGUGGGGGCAUUCGACGAAUCAGCAGGUUCGCCUCGACGCCUCUCGGCGCUAAGAGAAAGCGGCUCCUGGAAAGCGUCGUCAGGGGGAAUAGGCGCAGGACAGGGGAAAACCGGGGCCCAUGGCCCUGAUCUUCUGCUGGGGAUUCCCCCGAACACUCUUGUUGUCGACGUCACCGCUGUGCAGGCGCAUGCAGCUGGUGCGAUGCGGCGCCUGCUGCUGGAGCAGCAACAGGAUGGCGAGGCAGCAACCGAAGUGGAGGUGGAGCAGCAAAAGCAGAAGAAGAGGCAUAAGCAGCAAGAUGACCAGCAGCCUCCUCUGUGCUGCAUUUACUUCGCAUCCCCCGGAGAUACCCUGGUUGCUGCUCGGGGAGGGUCGGGGGGCCGAGGCAACUUGGCCUUUGUUUCAAAUCACAAUAGACAUCCCCUCCUGGGAGAGAUGGGGUCGUCCGGCGAGCGGAGAAAGCUGCUGGUGCUCCACAACUUUAGUGAUUUUGUUGUUGUGGGCCGCAUGCAGAGCGGCAAGUCCAUGCUGCUGCGGGCACUUUCUGCAGCGGCUACAUCCAAUGCUGCAGCAACAAACCCUGGAAACGUUGAUGCGACUGCAUAUUCCACUGCUUACCAGCGUGGAGCUCAUUACCCAGAUGCGGUAACAGAUCGGCGGCCCGGUGAGCACCAGCAGCAACACCAGCAGCGGGAGCGGCAGCAACAACAGUGGCUGUCAGCUGCAGUUCCAGAUGACGUGUGGCUUCCCACUGCCGAGCCGACCGUCUGUGUGAUCCCUGCCCCAACGUCCCAGACAGCAAAGCUCAAUAACCUCGCACCUGAGCAGAUGCCUUCAGUGCACCAGCAGCAGCAGCAAGACGGUUUGGUGGGUAUGCUACAGCAGGGCGUCGCACUCGCCUCAGGAGCACCGAUUGUAGCUGUCGAUACUCCGGGGCUGCUACCUCCAGCAGCUUCCCCAGUAGCAGCAGCAGCAGCAACUGCAGGGGGCAUGCUGGCGCCAGCAGGGCAGCUACAGGAGGAACCCCUUCAGGGUCUCAGCGCUGCAACCGCCGUUCUGUUUGUCGUUGAUAGCUCCCAGCCUGACCCCGCACAAGAGUGCCUGACGUUACGGCAACAGCUGUUGCAAGCAAAUCCGCAGCUUGCCGACUUACCAGUCAUCGUGGCCCUUAACAAAAUAGAUCUGCUGCAACAGCAUCAGCGGAAGCAGCAGCGGGCUUUGGGUGGCGACGGCUGCGGUGACCUCCUCGGUGCCCUUCGAAAGGCUGCACGUGUCGCAGACGUUGACGCACAACAGCAGCAGCUGCUACUGUCUCACUUUGAGCACCAACAGCAGUAUCAGCAACAGCAGAAACAGUUGAGCCCAGGAGCGUACAACCUAGCAUUUUUAGCAGCGUACUCAGAAGCUGCAGCGUUGGCGUCUCAAAGGCUUCUGCUGUUUACUGUUCACGAGCUGCAGCAGCAGCAGCUGCAUCCUGGUGCUAGUUUGAUGCGACGCCCUGCAGCAAGUCCACCCCUGCGUGUUUCCACCAGCAGUAGCAAGAAGCAUCCGUACCCUUCUUUUCCUUCCCUUGAAGAUCCCUACAAAUGGAUUAUCGUAGAACUUCGGGAGCAGGGGGCGUUACAACGCUUGCUGCAAACCCAACAGGUGUUGCAUGCCUCUCCAGACUUCGCCAGCGAAAGCAACAUCAGAGGGCGGCGCUGCUUUGAAUUGAGAGGGCCUCUUGUCUCCCUGCUAACUGGCCCUGUGAAGUUUGACAGUGAAGCAGCGAAGCUCCGGCUAUAUAGACAGCUCAUUGCACUCGGAAUAGUAGAGCGAGCCUUCACAGACCACAGCGCCAGCAUAGGGGACUACCUCUUAGUAGGCCCUGUUCUACUGCAGCUGCUGCCUCUCCUGCGCCAUUAUAGAGGACGACAGAAUACACAGCAAGUACCCCUCUGGGGUGGAGAUAAUUGGGGCAUUUUUGAGACGGACGGCCUUCCCAUGAAAGAUCGACCUGACACAACGACUGCUUCGGUUGCUGCUCUUGCUGGGAGUGAAGUGGCUAAGGGUCCCACGGACACAAUACCGCGUAAUUUGUGGGAUGCAUCCCUGAGUCCCAGCGUGCGGCCGUAUACUGCUACGGAUCCGCGAGCAGGUCGCCAGAGGCGCAGAGUCCGUCGUAAGAUCCCGCAGAACAUUCGCCUCCAGCACUGA
Messenger RNA from Eimeria maxima, 2508 nucleotides. RefSeq lists its product as hypothetical. The transcript is spliced from 10 exons. Gene Ontology annotation, molecular function: GTPase activity; GTP binding. Bases 1 to 2508 code for a protein of 835 amino acids. NCBI's taxonomy places the organism in Eukaryota, Apicomplexa, Conoidasida, Eucoccidiorida, Eimeriidae. The record is from RefSeq and is a predicted model, not a curated record.